AUGUCAGCAGCGCUAAUCACUGUCUACAUCUUCUCUGCCCUCUGCUCAAACAUCGCCGCCUCGGUCACCAAGACCUGGUCCAUCAGACAGGCCGGUAUUCCUACCUACCGAUGUGCCUGUCCGGUUGGAUUCAGCCGCUGUGCCGGCCGCUGCCUAACCCGACUGAACCAGACUGCAAACUACUCCACCGCCGAGAGGCUUUGCUCAGAGAUCAACGCCCAUCUCUUCGCCCCUCACACGGACGAGGAGAACCAGUGCGCGUUUACUCUCCGCUCCGGGCAGUGGGCCUGGCUGGGUUACUCCGAUAGGGAGGUAGAAGGGGAGUUUGUGGCGGCGGAUGGGUGCGGUACGUACCCCUCUACGGGUGUACGCUGGCGGCCUGAUGAACCAGAUAACUGGCUGGGUGCUGAGCACUGCGUCGGGAUGAUAGCGUAUGAUGAGUGGAAUGACCGGCCGUGUGGGGAUAAUAUGUAUCCACUCUGUCAGCUGGGGAACUGCCCGAGACCAGAGUGUCCCUAG
This is a messenger RNA of Amphibalanus amphitrite, 519 nucleotides long. RefSeq names its product brevican core protein-like. The record is from RefSeq and is a predicted model, not a curated record. Bases 1 to 519 code for a protein of 172 amino acids. The transcript is spliced from 2 exons. NCBI's taxonomy places the organism in Eukaryota, Metazoa, Arthropoda, Thecostraca, Balanomorpha, Balanidae.